This is a messenger RNA of Acytostelium subglobosum LB1, 822 nucleotides long. RefSeq lists its product as hypothetical. Lineage: Eukaryota; Evosea; Eumycetozoa; Acytosteliales; Acytosteliaceae. The transcript has a single exon. The record is from RefSeq and is a predicted model, not a curated record. Bases 1 to 822 code for a protein of 273 amino acids.
AUGGACGCACCAAUCAACACAUACCCAUAUAUAAUCAACGAGGAGCAAGCCAACUCAUUCAAUGAGAAGGGAUUCUUGGUCGUUAAGAACUUGUUGACUGAGGAGGAGAAGGUCAACUUGGUCAAGUGGACCAACGAGAUCAGAGACAUGCCACCCACCAAGGGCAAGUGGAUGCAGUACUACGAGAUCAACGCCAGCACCAACGAGAAGCAGCUGUGCCGCACUGAGAACUUCACCCCCUUCCACGACGGCAUCCGCAGCAUCGUCAAGGGCGACAAGCUCAUGGGCACACUCUCCCAGCUGAUUGGCCAGCCAGUGCUGCUGUUCAAGGAGAAGAUCAACUACAAGCAGGCUGGCGGCGGUGGCUUCCCACCCCACCAGGACGCCCCUGCCUACGUACAGCUGGGCCAAGUGCACCACAUCACCGCCAUGCUUGCCGUCGACGCCUCGACCGUCGCCAACGGCUGUCUCUUUGUCGUGCCAGGCUCGCAGAAGGCCGGUAUGCUGCCAAUGGAGACCGACAACACCAUCUCGCGCGAGUGGUGCUCCGACAAGGAGUGGAUCCCCGUUGAGUGCGAGGUUGGCGACGUGCUGAUCUUUGGCUCGUACAUUGCCCACAAGUCUGGCACCAACACCACCGCCUCGUCCAGAAACGCCAUCUACCUGACAUACAAUGCCGAGUGUGAUGGAGACAAGCAUGCCCUGUACUAUGAUGAGAAGCGUCGUCUUUUCCCACCCUCAUCCGAUCGUGAGGAGGGUAAGGACUACAGCGAGGGUGCCAAGAUCUACAACCUUGGAACUCCAAUUAACAACAACCAAUAA